Molecule: messenger RNA, 1347 nt
Organism: Daphnia pulex (common water flea)
Lineage: Eukaryota; Metazoa; Arthropoda; Branchiopoda; Diplostraca; Daphniidae
Exons: 3
Coding region: 488-1222 (244 amino acids)
Source: RefSeq, a predicted model, not a curated record
AAGAUCAAAGAAAUGCAUUAAAUUAGAACAAAUUGAAGAUUCUUUACCGUCUGAAACGCAAUCUUAAGGACAGUUUCCAAUGAAAGUUUCCGACCACAUAACUUAAAAAGAUCUUCAAGGCUGGACCCCAGCGGCUCCAUGGCCAGUGCGUUAUACUUUUUGCCACACGUUCCAAAAUAGUAAACCUCUGGUAUUCCAGCUGAGGAAGAAAAGAAUUAUUUUUAGUAAAAAAUAGCCAAACUUUUCAAGUUUUAGUUUACUUAUUAAACUGUGACGCCACAUCAUCCGAUAGAAGUGAUACUCCUUGUUGAGUAUGGGCGCCGCCGAUUCAAGAGACUAAACUAAGCGGGCUACUUCCAUUGAGGCUCUGUGUGAAGGCUUCCCUGAGGAGUUUGCCACCUACUUACGGUAUGUCCGGAAUUUGGACUUGUUCGAGAAACCAGAUUACGAUCAUCUUCGAAAACUGCUCCGCGAUCUCUUUGACCGGAUGGGUUAUAUCGACGAUAACAAGUUUGACUGGACCGAUCAAAACACGUCAACUCCGGUGGGAUCAGUGUCAACUAACCAGGCAGUCGAAGCCAAACCACUCGGGCAGCCGGAUCGGCAUAAAUUAGAGUUGAAAGAAGAAAUCGGAAAAGCCAUUAGUCCUACCGUCCGCGCAACUGCAUCGUCGCCACAAGAAGAUCGUCGUAACGGGCUCAUACUCUGCGCUAUCAAUCAGAUGAUGGAUGUGGGUCUAAAUUUGACUCCAAAUAAAGUCCCCCACGAAGCAGACGAAUUGAUUGCAGCCGGAAUUGCCCCGAAGGACGUGGGUGCCAUUCAAGUUUGGCAAAGUUUGGAUCCAAAUAAAGUCCCCCACGAAGCAGACGAAUUGAUUGCAGCCGGAAUUGCCCCGAAGGACGUGGGUGCCAUUCAAGUUUGGCAAAGUCUUGGAGCACAAAGUAAUGUCCAAUCUGAUUUCCAGUUUCCACCCAACAAGGCCACACUGAAUUUACUCCGCGGCAUGAUGACGAUGACACGGAAAGUCGAAGUGAAGGAAAGUGAGCUUCCGACGGGAGACCCGGAUGAAGAUGCCAAAUUACUUAACAUAUUUAAUAAACUGCUUGGCCCUUGGACGCGGCCUUUUCUUGCUUUGGAAGAGGAUCUUAAUAAACUGCUUGGCCCUUGGGCGCCGCCUUUUUUUGCUUUGGAAGAGGAUCAGGAUCCUGUUGGUGGCCCUUAAAGCCCAAUAUAGACCCUGCGAAUAAGUCUUGGCUCGAGUUUCCGAUGUAUUUUUUCAAUCCAGACUGAACAAGUUGUGAAUUUCUGAAAGAAAUUUUUGAAAAAUAAAAUUCGAUUUAAUCCUGC